Messenger RNA from Racocetra fulgida, 651 nucleotides. Lineage: Eukaryota; Fungi; Glomeromycota; Glomeromycetes; Diversisporales; Gigasporaceae. The record is from the annotation of a GenBank genome assembly.
AUGAAUUUAUUAGACUUUUAUAAAGCUAGAAAUUCACUUGUUCCAGAAGUUUUUGAACAAAAGUGGACACAGUUGGACUUUACCACUAGCAUACAAACAACAUCUUAUAUUGAGAGUUAUAAUGCUCAAGUAAAAAGGCUAAUUUUAAAUUCUAAUGUUAGUCUUAUCGAACUCGCUGAAGCUCUAGAAGCAAGUAUAGAAGAAGAAAGUAAAAAAGCAAAAUAUGCUUAUUGGAAAACCCAAAUUCCGUUGACAUUAUCUGCAACUACACUACCACAAGCAUUGUUUUAUGAACUUGAUAAGGCUUUGAGUCAUUUUAUUACACCUGGAAGCAAAAAAUUCAGUGUGUUGAAAUCAAAAGAUAUUCAUAGUGAUUUACAAGAAGAACUCUAUUAUAUUGCCGCACAAUUUAGUAAGAAUUAUUCUCAAGAUCAACUUGCAGAAUUUGCUAAAUCUAAUAUGAAUAGAUUGUUUACACCUGAUUUAUUAAAUGAAAUACAAGAGGAUGAGUUAGUAAUUGACUUGGCUGAUGAUGGUGACGGGGAGAUAUGCAGCAAUAGUUUAUAUGAUAAUGAAGAAUAUGAAGAUAAUAAUGUUAAGCAAAGGGAUGCCCAAAAAGUUCUAAGUGAAUCAAGCAAUCAAAAGAAUUAA